This is a messenger RNA of Grosmannia clavigera kw1407, 1713 nucleotides long. Its product is annotated as uracil permease. Gene Ontology annotation, biological process: transmembrane transport; nucleobase transport. Bases 1 to 1713 code for a protein of 570 amino acids. The transcript is spliced from 4 exons. Gene Ontology annotation, molecular function: nucleobase transmembrane transporter activity. The record is from RefSeq and is a predicted model, not a curated record. Gene Ontology annotation, cellular component: plasma membrane. Lineage: Eukaryota; Fungi; Ascomycota; Sordariomycetes; Ophiostomatales; Ophiostomataceae.
AUGGCCUUUUCCACCGCCGGCCUUCGGAGGCGUGCAAACGGUUUGAAGGAGCGCCUGAGGCUCCAUGGUGACGACUCCCAGCACGAACAAACAGAUGCAUGGAGCAACCGCGAUCUGAUCCCUCUGCCUCCUCAGCGUCGCAUCUGGGGAUGGUUUCACUUCUUUGGGUACUGGACCCUGUCGUCCCUCAACAUUUCCAAUUGGCAGACUCCCAACACGUUUCUCGCCGAGGGCCUCUCCAUCCGCCAGGCCAUGGCCAUCAUCACCAUCGGCCGUGUCCUCAUCCUCCUCUUCUCCACCCUCAUUGCCUGGUGUGGCAUGGACUGGCACGUCGGCUUCACCAUUCAGAAUCGCUUCUCCUGGGGCCUCCGCGCCAGCUACAUUCCCCUGCUCCAGCGCAUCCUGCUCAACUUUAUUUGGAACGCGGUCCAAUGCUGGAAUGGCGGCCGGCUGGCGGCCGUCUGCAUCACCGCCAUCUGGCCCUCGUUUGCCAAGAUGCACAACUUUCUGCCCACCAGCAUCCCAGCCACGGCCUACCAGUUCGUCGGCUUCAUCGUCUUCUGGACCCUCUCCACCCCCUUUUUGGCCAUCCGCCCCGAAAAGUUCAAGCUCCCGUUCAUGAUCACGUCCAUCUACUGCGGCGUCGGCAUGCUCUGCAUGAUGAUCUGGGCCCUCGCCGAGGCUAACGGCGUCGGUCCGCUGUGGCACACCGGCGAGCAGAUCCCCUCCACUACCAGGUUCAGUGCCUCCUGGCUCAUCGUCGGCGGCCUCAAUCAGAUGAUUGGCGGCAUCGCUGCCGGCAUCACCAACGGCUCUGACUUCUCCCGCUACGCCCGCGGCUGGCAGCACUACGUCGCUGGCACCACCCUGUCCGCUCUCAUCGUCGGUGUCAUGGUCUCGCUCGUCGGCCUCGUCACCACCAGCGCUGCCCAGAAGAUCUACGGCAGCGUCUACUGGAACCCCCCUGACCUCCUCAUGGUCAUGAUGGACCAGGGCGAUGGCUCCAGCCGCUCCCGUGCCGGCGUCUUCUUCCUCGCUUUCGGCUUCAUGCUGACUGCCAUGUUUGAGAAUAUCUGCGGAAACUCCGUCGCCGGUGGCAUCGAUCUCGCCGGACUUUUCCCCCGCUAUAUCAACAUCCGCCGCGGUGCCAUCCUCACUUUUGUCGCCGCCUGGGUCGUCCAGCCGUGGCAGCUGGUCAAUAAGGCCGCCACCUUUGUCAGCGUCCUCAGCUCCUUCUCAGUCUUCCUCUGCCCUAUCAUGGGCAUCAUGACUACCGACUACUUCAUCCUGCGCCACCGCAAAAUCAAGCUCUCUCAUCUCUACCACCCCGAGACCUCUGAUUACUGGUACUGGCAUGGCGUCAACUGGCGUGCCAUUCCCGCCUGGCUUUGUGGCUGGGCCCCGACUGUUGGCGGCCUCGCCUACAAGGCCAGCGGCAGGACUGAUGGCGCCAAGGCCCUGUACCAGCUCUACUACAUGGCCUUCCUGAUCGGCUUCUUUACGAGUGCCAUCAUCUUCUAUGCUCUCAACAAGCUCUUCCCCGUUCUCGGAAUGGGCGAAUAUGACGAGAUGGACGUUUAUGACACUUUCACAGCUGCGGAGGCAGCGAAGCGCGGCAUUGUUCCGGCUGACAAUCAAUUACAAGGCACUACGCCGUAUGACGUGGCGAAAAGCGACAAGAAGGCGCCCUAUGUGAAGGAGUACUCUAUGUAA